AUGGCAGAUGGUGAACCUGGUAUGGAGGAACUCAUGGACAAGCGGGCCCCCUGUUCACCCGGGACAGAAGUCUUGUUGAGCAUGAGGAUCCGCACAGGGCAAAAACCUCACAAAUGCCCCGAGUGUGGCAAGACCUUCAACCGCAGCUCAGUCCUGCUGAGGCACCAAAGAAUCUACAAAUGCCUGAAAUCUGGCUUUGAUGAGAGUGCGAGGCUCCAGGUACGCCAGAGGACGCAUGGGACAGAGAUGGCCCACCUCUUUGACAGCAACGGGGAAGCCACAGCUGUUGCGACCACCAGAAUGGCUCACAGCUGCCCUAACUGCAGUGAGACGUUUAGCUUUAAUCUGAUUAAACACCAAAGAAUCCAUACAGGAGAGAAGCCCUACAGAAGUGUCCAGUGUGGGAUCAAUUUCAGUGAGGCUUCUAACCUGAUCCAGCGCCAGAGGUACCAUGCCUGGGAAAAACCUUAUAAAUGCUCCAUGUGUCAGAAAAGUUUUGGCCAGAGUUCCCAUCUCAGCACCAGAAGGUCUACACUGGAGAACGGCCUCACCAAUGCCCUGUUUGUGGGAAGAGCUUCACUGAGACCUCAACUCUGA
Messenger RNA from Candoia aspera, 597 nucleotides. RefSeq names its product zinc finger and SCAN domain-containing protein 2-like. NCBI's taxonomy places the organism in Eukaryota, Metazoa, Chordata, Lepidosauria, Squamata, Candoiidae. The coding region runs from base 1 to 597 and encodes 198 amino acids. The record is from RefSeq and is a predicted model, not a curated record. Gene Ontology annotation, biological process: regulation of transcription by RNA polymerase II. The transcript is spliced from 2 exons. Gene Ontology annotation, molecular function: RNA polymerase II cis-regulatory region sequence-specific DNA binding; DNA-binding transcription factor activity, RNA polymerase II-specific.